AUGCUUCAAGAAUAGUAUAGAUUCUUUGGUAAAGAAUUAGUGAAUUCUUCUGGUGAAUUCUAGAAGGAAAACUUUGACAAAAAUAAAGGAAAGCAUUUAACAGUAGUACCAAGAUAUUUAAAACUUAAUUUAUGGUGUGGAGAAAAGGAAAAUCAAAUGGAAGAAGAACCUAAUAUAAAUUAAUUAUGUUAAUUUGAUUAGCAAAUAUUAAAAGAUCCUUAAUUUACACCAUUAUACAAUUAAGAAAUUUUUUAAUAUUUAUUAAGUUAAGAAUAGAAAUAUAUGGUUAGUAAUAAUUAUAUGAAUGAAUAAUAAUAACCAGACUUAAAUGCAAGAAUGAGAUCAAUUUUAGUUGAUUGGUUAGUUGAUGUUCAUUUAAAAUUUAAAUUAAGGGAUGAGACUUUAUAUAUAACAUCAUAUUUAAUUGAUAGAUUUUUGAAUAUUCAAAAAACAACAAGAUAACAAUUAUAAUUAGUUGGAGUAGCUUCAUUAUUUAUAGCUUGUAAGUAUGAAGAAAUAUAUCCUCCAGAUUUAAAAGACUUUGUUUAUAUAACAGAUAAUGCAUAUACAAAAUAAGAUGUAUUAGAUAUGGAAGGUCAAAUUUUAUAGGUUUUAGAUUUCUCAAUUACUUAACCAUCUAGUUAUUGUUUUUUAUAGAGAUUUGGAAGAAUUGCUGGUUUAGAUACUAAAAAUUUAUUAUUAGCAUAAUAUUUAUUAGAACUUUCAAUAGUUGAUAUUAAAUUUAUGAAUUAUAAGCCAUCCUUUUUAAGUUCAUCUGCUAUAUAUUUAGUUCAUAAAAUAAGGUAUCAAAAUUAUAUAUUCAUAGAAAGACUCCUUAAUCUUGGAAUGAAGAAAUGUAAAAUACCACAGGUUAUAGUGAAUAAGAACUAAGAUUCUGUGCUAAAGAAAUGUGUUUAGUACUAUAAUCCUCAGAUAAAUCCAAUCUACAAGCAGUCAGAAAGAAAUUUGCAUAACAAAAAUAUUUAGAAGUAUCAAGAAUCAGGGUUGAAAGAUAAUCUAAAACAUAAAAAUGA
This is a messenger RNA of Paramecium sonneborni, 1034 nucleotides long. The record is from the annotation of a GenBank genome assembly. Lineage: Eukaryota; Ciliophora; Oligohymenophorea; Peniculida; Parameciidae.